CAAGGCGCAGUAGAAGCGCAUGAAGGCAAGUUGGUCCGCUGAUCCGCCGCUCACAUCAUGGCGCACAGCAUCGACCUGGCGCACAUCAGCUGCGAGGUCCUGCACGGCGCAACUAAGCCUCUCAGCACCUUCUUUGUCCACCGCCGCAACCCGGCCAGCACGCCUCGCUCGAAGCUGAAUUCCCCUUUCCAGUAAGCGAGCGAGGCAUGAGAGGAUCAGGAGCUUGGCAGCGUAAUUGCGUCUAGUCCAGGUUGCUCCAGCGUAAUGCAGCUAACGUGGGAGUGCAUCAGGGACCUGAGAAGCUUUCGACAUCAUCAUCCUUGCAUGGCGAGGCACCGGUGGAGAAGGUAUAAAGAGCAUGCCUCUUUGUCUCUCCUGCGGACGUUUCGUUCCCCACCUGCUCUAUCGAUCUCUUGGCUCUCUUCGCUCUAGACUCUAGCUUCAUCAGACACCCCAUACCAGGCAUUAUACUGCUACUUUUGCUCACAAUAAUGAAGUGCUCUCUUGCAUCCGUCGUUGCCUGCCUGGCCCUGGCGGCUUCCGCCAACGCUCUGGCAGUGCCGACUCCUGCGCCCCAAGCACCAGUACGCCGUCAAUUCACUUUGGACCUGGGCAGCGGUACGGGCGUCAGCGUCACCAACACUGGCGACUUUGGCAACGGCGGUUCAAUCGGUACUGAUGAUCCCGCGACCUGCAGCGGCAUCUUUGUAGCCGGAACUUGCCAAACCGGCUCGGGAGAGGGCGGCGCUACGGAUACGGACUCUUCGGCCACCGACUCGGGCUCGUCGUCGACUGAGGACAUCGAGGUCAUCUACGGCACCAGGACCUUUACUGGAGUGUCCGCAUCGGCGGAAGCCUCCGCAGCCAGUGCGUCCGAUGCCGCUUCCUCUUCCUCUUCCUCUUCAACUACAACAACAUCGACUUCAACCUCUAGCCGUGCUGGAAAUGGAGCUGUGCAAGUCCGCGCGUUCUCCUCCAGCUCUGCUACCGGCUCCAUCGUCGCUGUUGGCGCUGUAGCCAUCGGAGCACUCUUCCUAUAAAAGCAUCGGCGCGGCAAGAGCGCCUCUCUCAAGAGCUCGGAACUUUCCUCAGCACUCUUCCAUUUGAACACAUCCGCACGACGCAUUCAGAUAUACUACAUGGUGCAAUAUCAUAGUCAAUGUAUGCCAAGCGAAGUGCACGUGAUGAGCGUCAAAGAUUGAAGAUUUUACUUCUUGUGCCGUUUCGCCUUGCUGCUCGUAGCGCCAUUACCUCUGCCCGCGCUGGUACCGACUGCACUUGGGUCAGUGUCAUCCCUCUUGUUUCUCUUGGCCUCUCCAGCCUUUCUCUUGCCCUUGUCGAUCUUCGCUGGUCCUUG
Messenger RNA from Ceraceosorus guamensis, 1357 nucleotides. RefSeq lists its product as hypothetical. Lineage: Eukaryota; Fungi; Basidiomycota; Exobasidiomycetes; Ceraceosorales; Ceraceosoraceae. The coding region runs from base 492 to 1040 and encodes 182 amino acids. The transcript is spliced from 2 exons. The record is from RefSeq and is a predicted model, not a curated record.